GUCUGGGCCUCGUCCCCUUCUCUGUGUCUCCGUCUAGUCCCCCAUCUCGUCCCCGACACUGACACCCCAGGCUCCUGCACUCUCUCUUCGGUCCCAGCCUCGCUCUCCAAUCCGAGGUAUCCGCGCCAUCCGAGGAUCUGCCUCCAGGCCACCCCCAACUUUGCACCGGCCCCCAAGGGCUACCUAGGACCAUGACUAAGACGGAUCCUGCCCCAAUGGCCCCUCCGCCCCGAGGGGAGGAGGAAGAGGAGGAGGAAGAAGAUGAACCGGUCCCAGAAGCCCCCAGCCCCACCCAGGAGCGCCGGCAGAAGCCAGUUGUGCACCCCUCGGCACCUGCUCCGCUCCCCAAAGACUACGCUUUUACCUUCUUCGAUCCCAAUGACCCUGCGUGUCAGGAAAUUCUCUUCGAUCCGAAGACUACCAUCCCAGAGCUGUUCGCCAUUGUACGCCAGUGGGUUCCCCAAGUCCAGCACAAGAUAGACGUCAUUGGCAAUGAGAUUCUGCGUCGUGGCUGCCACGUGAACGAUCGUGACGGGCUCACAGAUAUGACACUGCUCCAUUAUGCGUGCAAGGCUGGGGCCCAUGGAGUUGGGGACCCUGCGGCCGCUGUGCGUCUCUCACAGCAGCUGCUGGCACUGGGCGCGGAUGUGACCUUGCGCAGCCGCUGGACCAACAUGAACGCACUUCACUACGCCGCCUAUUUCGACGUGCCCGACCUUGUGCGCGUGCUGCUGAAAGGGGCGAGGCCCAGGGUGGUGAACUCCACCUGCAGUGACUUCAACCAUGGUUCAGCUCUGCACAUCGCUGCCUCGAAUCUGUGCCUGGGCGCCGCCAAAUGUUUACUGGAGCAUGGUGCCAACCCAGCACUGAGGAACCGGAAGGGACAGGUACCAGCGGAAGUGGUCCCAGACCCCAUGGACAUGUCCCUUGACAAGGCAGAGGCGGCCCUGGUGGCCAAGGAACUGCGGACACUGCUAGAAGAGGCCGUGCCACUGUCCUGCACCCUGCCCAAAGUCACACUACCCAACUAUGACAACGUCCCAGGCAAUCUCAUGCUCAGCGCGCUGGGCCUGCGCCUAGGAGACCGAGUGCUCCUGGAUGGCCAGAAGACGGGUACGCUGAGGUUCUGCGGGACCACCGAGUUCGCCAGCGGCCAGUGGGUGGGCGUGGAGCUCGAUGAACCGGAAGGCAAGAAUGACGGCAGCGUUGGGGGUAUCCGGUACUUCAUCUGCCCUCCUAAGCAGGGUCUCUUUGCAUCUGUGUCCAAGGUCUCCAAGGCGGUGGAUGCACCCCCCUCAUCUGUUACCUCCACGCCCCGGACUCCCCGGAUGGACUUCUCCCGUGUGACUGGCAAAGGCCGAAGGGAACACAAAGGGAAGAAGAAGUCCCCAUCUUCCCCAUCUCUGGGCAGCAUGCAGCAGCGUGAUGUGGCCAAAGCUGAAGUUGGAGACCAAGUCCUUGUGGCAGGCCAGAAGCAGGGGACUGUACGCUUCUAUGGGAAGACCGACUUUGCUCCAGGUUACUGGUAUGGCAUCGAGCUGGAUCAGCCCACAGGCAAACAUGACGGCUCUGUGUUUGGUGUCCGGUACUUUACCUGUGCCCCGAGGCAUGGGGUCUUUGCACCAGCAUCUCGUAUCCAGAGGAUUGGUGGGUCCGCCGACACCCCUGGAGACAGUGUUGGAGCCAAAAAAGUGCAUCAAGUGACAAUGACACAACCCAAACGCACCUUCACAACAGUCCGGACCCCAAAGGACAUUGCGUCAGAGAACUCUAUCUCCAGGUUACUCUUCUGCUGCUGGUUUCCUUGGAUGCUGAGGGCAGAGAUGCAGUCUUAGAGGCCCUGGAUACCUCACACAGAGACAGAGUCCCCUCUAGCCUCUCCUGACACAAGGACCCCCCCCCCCCAGUCACCCCAAGAUAGAGAUUCCCAGUGACGCCUCCAGAAUAGAAACCCCCUGUUAGCCAGCCCUCGAUUACUGAGGCCCCAUUAUUAACAGAUCUCCCAUGAUGACGACUCCCCAAAUACAGACCUCAUGUUACCCCUACCCCCCCCCAAAGAGAUUCCCUGAGUAGCACCUUCAGGCUAGUCCCUGACCCCUACCCCUCAGAGCAGAUUUCCCCCAAUAAACAUUUUCCACAUAA
Grammomys surdaster is the source of this 2142-nucleotide messenger RNA. RefSeq names its product CAP-Gly domain containing linker protein 3 (gene Clip3). The record is from RefSeq and is a predicted model, not a curated record. Gene Ontology annotation, cellular component: cytoplasm; nucleus; microtubule plus-end. The transcript is spliced from 14 exons. Bases 192 to 1835 code for a protein of 547 amino acids. Gene Ontology annotation, biological process: cytoplasmic microtubule organization. Gene Ontology annotation, molecular function: microtubule plus-end binding. Lineage: Eukaryota; Metazoa; Chordata; Mammalia; Rodentia; Muridae.